Messenger RNA from Durusdinium trenchii, 348 nucleotides. NCBI's taxonomy places the organism in Eukaryota, Dinophyceae, Suessiales, Symbiodiniaceae. The record is from the annotation of a GenBank genome assembly.
AUGAUUUUGCGCUUACUGCAAGCGGGCGCCAGAGGCAUAAGCUCAUGUGUAGCAGGGAUGCGCAAGUGGCGCACAUGUGCAUUGACCUCGUUGCUGAGCACGGAACACACAUUUCCGCUCAGUUCAACAACUACUUGUGCCCAGAGCAUGGGGCCGCAACAACAUGGCUUGCGGUUUUCAGUUAUGCGCCUCAUUGUUUGCUUUGUCCACAUCGUAUUGAAUCUGUCCAUGCUGCAAGGAAAGAGGCCUCAGGUAAGCUGUCACGGUGGACAUUCCUGCAAAGUUUGUUCGCAUAAGCUUUUUGCGUGGGCUGUUGUUGUUUUCCAGCUGCUGCAUGCUGCCGCGUAA